Hibiscus syriacus is the source of this 564-nucleotide messenger RNA. RefSeq lists its product as uncharacterized. The transcript is spliced from 3 exons. The record is from RefSeq and is a predicted model, not a curated record. Bases 128 to 415 code for a protein of 95 amino acids. Lineage: Eukaryota; Viridiplantae; Streptophyta; Magnoliopsida; Malvales; Malvaceae.
UAGUUUUCCGUAAAGAAAAUUCCAAUUCGGUGGCUCUCUAUCGAGUGUUUUCUCCUCCCGCAGUUUAAGUUUCUAUAACUAGUAAAGCUUGGGGAAAAUCAGCUUUGUUUUAUUUUUGGGGUCAAGCAUGGAAGAUCGCAAGGAGCCGGAGAAAAAUGGAGGAUGGGUAUCGGUGCCACAAUUUGGGGAGUGGGAACAGAAAGGGCAGGUGCCGGAUUACUCAUUGGACUUCUCAAAGAUAAGGGAAAUGAGGAAGCAAAACAAGAGGGAAGUUUCAAGAUCCAGUCUUGGAAAUGAAGAUGAAUUCAUUAACCCAACCGUUUCAACUGCUCCUACCACUGAUCAUCAUAACCAUCACUCCCCAACUACUAAGAGGGGAAUCUUCAGCUGCUUCAACUGCUGCAUCAAGGCCUGAACCUGAUGAAUCGAAAGAACAAUCUCUCUUUUUUAUUUGUAUUUGAUCCAAAUAUAUGUUUAUUAAAUUUGGUGAUUAAUGUAUGCAACUCAGGUCAUUUGUUCUGCUGCUGAUAAUUUGGAAUUAGAUAUCCAAUGGAUAAGUUAAGG